AUGCUGUUCAUCUUGGUGAUUAUCUUGGCAUUCAGUGCCGGAAGAGGUAACAGUGAAUCACUCUACGACAAAGACGAUCCGAUCCUCGAACUAGACGUCGAUACAUUUGGCCCCGCUAUCUACGGAUCUAAGAAAGCGCAUUUCGUCGAGUUUUACUCAUCUUGGUGUGGCGCCUGUAUUGGAUAUGCUCCUACUUUCAAAAAAUUCGCUAAACAACUCGAAAAAUGGACUCCUAUCGUUCAAGUGACGGUUGUCAACUGUGCCGAUGACAAGAACAUGCCACUUUGUAGAGAACAUUCUGUGAACUCGUAUCCAUCUCUCAGGUACUUCAAAUACAACUCGGCCACUAAAGACGACGGUAUGAAGUACAGUGGAGAUAAAUACGAUAUCAACAAGCUGGCUCAUGAUAUUGCUGGUCUCGCACAGGCUGAUGCUCAGAAACAGAAUCCAGAGAGCUGGCCAACGUUCUUGCCACUUUCAGACGCAUCAACCCUUGAGGAUGUUUUCAAGUCAUUGGGAACUACACCAUAUUUAGCAGUCAUUGUCCAAGACAGUCCCUCAGUCAUAGCAUGGUCCAACUUGAUCAAUUAUUAUGGAAAUAAUGGAUUAAAGGUUGCUUACGUCGGCCAAAAGCACCAAAUCGCCUCGAAAUUCUUCUCUGAUGAAGGAGUACAUGCUCUCUUGUUCUCUAAUGGAAAUGCUGAACCAAUGUGGAAAAGCAGUAGUCCGAUUGAAAAGUGGAUGGAUGUUCAAGAGAAAAUUGAGGAGUUGAUUGGAGAUAAGAUUGCAGCUAAGAGCCCGACUAUUCAGCCAAUGAAUGCUGCGCCAGUUAUUGCUGCUCCAUCAAACCCAUUGAACAAUCAAUACGAAGUGCAACUCGUUGAUCUGAAAAGUGCAAUGAGCUACAUGUUGUACAAGGAGAUUCCAAGAAGAGAGGAGAUUCGUGAUGAACCAUUGGCUGCUUUGAAACAGUGGAUGCACACUCUCAAAAAGUAUGCCCCUGGAACCACACCAAUGCGUCGUCUAUUCUUCCGUCUUGAUGAGUGGGUUCAACUUCGUUCCGUUGUAACUGCAAACGAGUGGUUGGCCCAAGUCGAUGAGAUUCAACAAUCACUUGGUAAUCCACUGCCUAAGGAAAUUACUUGGAUGGCCUGCGCCGGUUCAAAACCAAAUCUCAGAGGAUACACUUGCGGAUUGUGGACUCUUGCUCACUCGAUUACUGUUGAAGCCUACAAACAGGAAAAACACAAUACCGCUUUCAAGCCAGUCAUCGAUGUCCUCGAGCCAUUCCGUGCUUUUAUCUUCCACUUUUUGAGUUGUUCCGAGUGUGCUCAAAACUUUACCAAGGAAGCGGAGAAGAAUCAACUCCAUCUUGUCACUAGAGCUGAAGACGUUUACGCUUGGCUAUGGAGAGUUCACAACUUUGUCAACAAAAGACUCUCCGGAUCUCUCACAGACGAUCCAUCUUUCAAGAAACAGCAGUUCCCACCGAAAUCUCUGUGUCCUGAUUGUUAUGAUCUGAAUGGAGAAAUCGAUGAAGCUAAAGCACUUCCAUUUGUGUUCAAGUACUACUCAAAUAUCAAAACGGAUCCAUCAGAAACUCUUCCGGGAUACAAAGUCGUCGAAUACAAAGAAGGAAAAACACAAUCUGCAGGACAGCGUCAUUUGAAUCCUAAAUUUCAAAUUCACGCAGGAAAAGUCGACCAAUUGGAGGCUAACGAGAAAGUGAAAAAUGUUCUCGACGCUAGCCCACAAAGAACGUGGCAGGAUAUUGAUGGAUAUGACAACAUUCCGGAGGGAAGCCGAAGUCACUACUACUUCAUCUGGUUAUCACUCAUCGGAGUUGCUCUGAUCGUCGUAUACUGCAAAUACCGGAAGAAUAGAUCAAAGUUUUGGAAGACUUUCUAUUAUCAAAACGACUUCAAACUGUGA
Molecule: messenger RNA, 1932 nt
Organism: Caenorhabditis remanei
Lineage: Eukaryota; Metazoa; Nematoda; Chromadorea; Rhabditida; Rhabditidae
Exons: 11
Coding region: 1-1932 (643 amino acids)
Biological process (GO): protein folding
Cellular component (GO): Golgi membrane
Molecular function (GO): protein disulfide isomerase activity; flavin-dependent sulfhydryl oxidase activity
Source: RefSeq, a predicted model, not a curated record